AUGUCGAAGCUCCUGAGAGGUGUCUUCUGCAUCAUUGAGACAUUCCACAAGUAUGCCAGCAAGGAUGGUGACGACAAGGCAAGGCUGACCCACAGAGAGCUGAGGCAGCUCCUUGAGGGAGAAAUCGGGAACUUCCUUCAGCCACAGGUCUUUCAUGCUGUGGAGAGAAAGUUGAACCUUCUGGAUGUUGACAGAGAUGGCGCCAUCAGUUUUGAGGAAUUCCUUCUUGAAAUCUUCAGCUUAUUGAACCUCUUUUCUUUUGACAUAUCAUUACUAAAUUCAGAACCAAGACUGAUGUCUAAGUCAGAGAAGAUGGAUGGUGUGGACCUUCUGGAGACCACCAGAAGCAGUCAGAAGGUAGUAGGGGUGGGACCAACUCAAGAAAGGCUGGUGUUGGCAUCAGAAACUGUGUCAUCCGCUAAGCCCAGCCGUGAAGAAGACGAAACCGAUGGACACAAUAGGAUGAGCCCGUUGGAAGACAUUAAGACUCACAACCUGCCACGAGAGGUAUCUGAGCCCAAUGACCCUGAAAACCAACACCCAGAAGAAGAUAGUCAGGAAGUCGCACAAGAUGUGCCAGCAACAGAAUCUGAUGAAGUCCAAUUUAAAAGAAAUAUGUCAAUGGAAGCAUCCAAACAGAGCAACAGUCCAACACAGGUGAUCCCCAAAGAAAGAGGCAAAGUAGUCAGGAGGCAAAGUGACACCAAGGUAAGUGACCAUAUGGCACAGAGGCCAUCUGAAGAUGAGGAACAUGCCACAGGAAAGAGUAUUAAGAAACAUUCCACAACACAAGAUCCAUUACCCCGAAAAGAAGACAGAGCCACGUCGGAGCACGUUGAUUUGCCAGUAGAAGCUGCUGCUGGGAAACCAUCUGGGACACAGAAGGUUGUUGAGCUUAUGGAUGAUACCAGGAUAUCUGAAACUGGAGAACCAGGAAAGGAUGCUGGCAGAACACCACCCGAAACCACAAAUUUAGAGAACCCCAAGGCUGACAGUAGAACAUCUGAGACCCAAGGACUGCCAGAGCGAGUAAGAAAACAGGAAACGCGGAACCAGACUGCCCAAAGUGGGAGCAGAGAUGAUUUAGAAACAUCUAGUAGAGGCAAAUGGGAGGAGGGGCAGAAAGAACACGAGAGAAAAACCGGAUCCCAAGCACCAGAAGCCCAAACACUGGAUGAGAAGUGUCAAGAGUUCUCAAGGUCAUGGAGGGAAAACGGAGCCAGAAAGGGCUCUGGUACACAAGGGCUAAGCUCAGAGAAAGGGAAUGAGAAUCUCCCUGAAAUUAAGGAGGAAUACAUCUCAGGAAAAGAGGGAAGACACUGUGAGAAGGACAUAGAAGAUGCAUUUUUAAGCAGCAAAGAGAGCCCGGCAGCUGAAGAGACACAGGAAACAAGAGAAAGUUCACAGGAGCCGGCCCCACUAGAGAAGCAAUCUCAAGGAAAAAGUCAUAGGGCCACCAGGACCCGUGACCAGCCAGCCAGGAAGGAAGCCCACAGUGAGGGAGAAGAUCCUGAGGUGCCAGUCACUCAGAGUGAUGAGGACCUUUGUGAAACUCCCAGUGGCCCGGCUCCGGAGGUAGGCAACAGCAGCUCAGAUUCCAGUGAACCCCGUGGCUUGCCAGGGGAUCUGCAGAGUCAGACAGACACCCAGGGAGACGCUAAGCAAGGAAGUGACAGUAACAACCCGGAUCCCCAGAAGCAGGGAGUACCAGGAGAGAGCAGUGGAGUGAAGGAGGCUGUAGAGUUGUCAAUCCAAGAAGGCAGCCAGCUCCCAGAGGAACAGGAACAGUCUGCCAGAGAAAAGCAGGAUGGUCUAGGGGCAGCUGUGGAGCCCACUGAAGAAGGGGAAGUGCAGGAGUCCACAGCAGGAGGUGAAAACAGAAAAUCCCCAGAGGCAGAAAGUUCAGGGGCCCAGUGA
Messenger RNA from Mesocricetus auratus (golden hamster), 1917 nucleotides. It is a transcript of the gene Tchhl1, whose product is annotated as trichohyalin like 1. Gene Ontology annotation, molecular function: calcium ion binding; transition metal ion binding. Lineage: Eukaryota; Metazoa; Chordata; Mammalia; Rodentia; Cricetidae. The record is from RefSeq and is a predicted model, not a curated record. The coding region runs from base 1 to 1917 and encodes 638 amino acids. The transcript has 2 exons.